Rhagoletis pomonella (apple maggot) is the source of this 1402-nucleotide messenger RNA. RefSeq lists its product as uncharacterized. The record is from RefSeq and is a predicted model, not a curated record. Bases 847 to 1377 code for a protein of 176 amino acids. The transcript has 3 exons. NCBI's taxonomy places the organism in Eukaryota, Metazoa, Arthropoda, Insecta, Diptera, Tephritidae.
UAUGAUGAAUGAGCUCCACCAAAUGGUGCAUAUAAAAUAGCCGGGCUGUUGCUGGUAUCAAUCAGUAGCCGAUAAGGAACGAACAAGGAAAGUACUAAACAGUAGAAAGUUCCACAGUUAUUUCGCAAAAGGAGAAACGCGCGCGCCUUCGACUCUUCGCUCUAUUCUAUGCUCCUUAAAUUGCCAACUUGCAUUAAAGUUCAAAGUGGUUGUUGUUAUUUAAAGGAUAAAUCAUCGUUACACACAUUUAUAUGUACAUACAUAUGCACGUGUACAUUAUAAAUACAACGUGAAUACAUACAAGGAUAUAAUCACAAACAUAUUCACUAAACGCCUCCACUCCUUGCAACGGGGGAAGUGCGCCAUGUGGGUAGGUUGUGUGGUACGCCGCAACGGUGUACGCCAUGGAAAGUGCUGUAUAGGCGAGUAAGAAGGUGGCACAAGUGUAUUCAGUAAGCGACUGCAAAACUGAAAUAUCAUUCCAAAGCAAAAUGUGGAGAAAAUAAAAAGUGAAAAAAAACAAAGAAACGAAAACAAACCAAAGGAUAGUGCGAUACCUUCUAGCAAGGACUGGUGAAGUUUUGUGCUUUUUUUUUGCCUGCACGCUGGUAGUAAGCGAUAGCAAAAGCAGCCACAGCAAAGGAAUUUUGUUUUUAUUUUCAGAAAUAUCCUUUUUCGAACCAAAUUGUUGUACGAAUAAAAGGAAAAUGAACUAAAUUUCGUUGGAAAUUUAAUAUAAGUUCAAAACAAAUCCAUUUAUUGUUACAAAAAGCGCCAGCUAUAAAGGAAUAACCAACAACAGAAACAGCAGUAACAACUACAACUAGACAUUAUAAACCACCAACUAUGCAUCAAGUGCUUAGCUAUGAGACAGCAGUCCGUGCCAACAGCUCCCGCGAAUACCGCGAGUACGUCACCAAGCGUACUUGCGUCAGCCUCGUGCUCACAAUCGCCUUCCUGACGCUCAUACUCGGCUAUCUGCUGGGGAACUUCGUCUCGGAGCGCAAAUAUCAAAUGCGACUGAAUAAAGCAGGUGGCAAGGGAGCUGGACCGCCACACACUAUAGACAUUUCCAGUGAUGACUAUGCAAAGCUUAAAGAAAUCAAUGCUUAUCAAAAGAACAAAGAUAAAUUAUUAAGCUCAGCGCAAGCGUUGAGUAAACUUGUGCAACGUGAUCAAAGCAAUCCGGCGAGUUCCAUUAAUUCGGAUAUAUUCAACAAAUACAUAUCUUGCACGCAGGACAUUCCGCCCAGCACCAGUAUGGAGUCUAGCCUAUUUAUUGAACAGUUAGUGGAUAAUACGGCGGCAAGGCAACGUGAUUGUCUGCGUGUAAUACAACUGAUUAUUGAUAACCAUAUGACUGGUGGAGCGAACUGAAGGGGGCCAGAGAAGAAGUGCUAGU